This is a messenger RNA of Canis lupus familiaris (dog), 4399 nucleotides long. RefSeq names its product PLAG1 like zinc finger 2 (gene PLAGL2). Gene Ontology annotation, molecular function: DNA-binding transcription activator activity, RNA polymerase II-specific. Bases 250 to 1740 code for a protein of 496 amino acids. The record is from RefSeq and is a predicted model, not a curated record. Lineage: Eukaryota; Metazoa; Chordata; Mammalia; Carnivora; Canidae. The transcript has 3 exons.
GUUAGAUGGGAACGUGCAACUCAAUACAAAGGCAAAGAUAAUAGCUGCCUUUUGUUGGGUGCUUACAGCAAGCCAAGCCCUAUGCUGAGCCCUUUGCAUACCUGACUAAAAUAAUCCUCACAACAAGCCUGUGAGGUGAAGAGAUUGUUUUCUGAAGGCUGCGUUGGAGGCUGUGACAGAGCAGAGAGCCCGUGUGGAGCUGAUGGGGAGGCUUUCUGAAUAACAUGGCCCUUCGCCAUUAGUCUUGCCAUGACCACAUUUUUCACCAGCGUCCCCCCCUGGAUUCAAGAUGCAAAGCAGGAGGAGGAAGUGGGCUGGAAACUAGUUCCCAGGCCUCGGGGCCGGGAGGCGGAGAGUCAAGUGAAGUGCCAAUGUGAAAUCUCGGGGACGCCCUUCUCAAAUGGGGAGAAGCUGAGGCCUCACAGCCUCCCCCAUCCAGAGCAGAGACCGUAUAGCUGCCCUCAGCUGCACUGUGGCAAGGCUUUUGCCUCCAAGUACAAGCUAUAUAGGCACAUGGCCACCCACUCAGCCCAGAAACCCCACCAGUGUAUGUACUGUGAUAAGAUGUUUCAUCGCAAGGACCAUUUGCGGAAUCACCUGCAGACCCAUGACCCCAACAAAGAGGCCCUUCACUGUUCUGAGUGCGGUAAGAAUUACAAUACGAAGCUAGGCUACCGGCGCCACCUGGCUAUGCAUGCCGCCAGCAGCGGUGACCUCAGCUGUAAGGUGUGCCUGCAGACCUUUGAGAGUACCCAGGCCCUACUAGAGCACCUGAAGGCCCACUCACGCCGAGUAGCAGGCGGUGCCAAGGAGAAGAAGCACCCCUGUGACCACUGUGACCGGCGGUUCUAUACUCGAAAGGAUGUGCGGCGGCACCUGGUGGUGCACACAGGCCGGAAGGACUUCCUAUGCCAGUACUGUGCCCAGCGGUUUGGCCGCAAGGACCACCUGACACGUCACGUCAAGAAGAGCCACUCGCAGGAGCUGCUCAAAAUCAAGACAGAGCCAGUGGACAUGUUAGGCCUACUCAGCUGCAGCUCCACAGUCAGUGUGAAGGAAGAGCUGAGCCCUGUACUGUGCAUGGCCUCUCGGGACGUGAUGGGGGCCAAGGCCUUCCCUGGCAUGUUGCCCAUGGGCAUGUAUGGUGCCCACAUCCCUACCAUGCCCAGCACAGGCAUGCCACACUCCCUGGUGCACAACACGCUGCCCAUGGGUAUGAGCUACCCUCUGGAAUCCUCACCAAUCUCUUCCCCAGCUCAGCUUCCUCCAAAAUACCAGCUUGGAUCUACCUCAUACUUGCCUGACAAAUUGCCCAAAGUGGAGGUGGAUAGUUUUUUGGCGGAGCUUCCUGGAAGCCUGUCUCUCUCGUCCGCUGAACCCCAGCCCGCCUCACCUCAGCCGGCGGCAGCUGCGGCCCUCCUAGAUGAAGCACUGCUCACCAAGAGCCCCGCCAACCUCUCUGAGGCCCUCUGCGCUGCUAAUGUGGACUUCUCCCACUUACUGGGCUUUCUUCCACUCAAUCUACCCCCAUGUAACCCGCCCGGGGCCACAGGAGGCCUGGUCAUGGGCUACUCCCAGGCCGAGGCACAGCCCUUGCUCACCACUUUGCAAGCUCAGCCUCAAGACUCCCCAGGAGCUGGGGGACCACUGAACUUUGGACCUCUGCACUCCUUGCCUCCUGUCUUCACCUCUGGCCUGAGCACCACCACCCUGCCUCGUUUCCACCAGGCAUUCCAGUAGCCCCCAAGGAGGCCCUCAGUCCAGUCUUAGGCUCUGUCAGGGAGCCUCUGUACCCACCCUAUCUGCAUCCCUCAUGAAGGCAGCUGAGCUUUCAGAGCUGGGUUCAAAAAGAAAAAAUUCCAGUAUCUGUAUGGAGCACUUGGUUUGGGGGUUCAGGCUCCAGGAUCAGUUCCAGGAGGAGCCUUGAGCCCCAGCCCCAUGAAAAGAUCUCAUACCAUAGAACUUCAGGUAUUUUUACUUUUACUUUUUUGAUCUGAAUCGGGAGCCACACUUAGCCCUCUCCCCCUCCAAAGUGUCAGAACCUCCUUCUCUUCAGAGAAGGAAGCGACCUCUUGGAGACAUAGAGGGUGUCACUUUGGAUGACCUCGAGAGAAAUAGCCCAAGAAGCCCGCCUUCUGGUCCCAACCUGCAGACCCCACAGCAGUUGGUCAGGCCCUGCUGCAGAGAGAGGGUCACUUGGCUCCAUCGCCUGCUUCCAGCCAGUGGGCAGGAGAGAGGGCCUCUUCUUCCCACCACCCCAUCCCUCCUGUACCAACACCUCCAUUUCCAGUCAGUGUUGUCCAGCAACGGUACCGUUUACACAGUCGUCUCAGACACACCAUUCACCUCCCUUGCCAAACUGUUAGCCUUAGAAUGAUUGCAGUGAACAUUGUUUACACGUCGUGAAUCCAUUCCCACCAGUCCAUUCCAGUUGGCACCAGCCGGAACCAUUUGGUACCUGGUGUUAACUGGAGCCCUGUUUACAAGGCGGAGUCGGGUCUCGCUGACUUCUCUUCACUUGAGGUCACAUUUUUCCCCUGUGGGGAAAUAAACUGACUUUGGACUGCUUCAGUCUCUGCCAUCUUCCAUGACUGUGUCUGUUCCUGCCUUCCUCGGCAGUGUCCACAAGACAGGCAAGAAGACUGGAGCCGUUUUCUCACAGGUCUGCAAUUUUGUUUUUCUCCAAGUACAUCAUGACCCCUCCCCCUCCUCUUGAACUGGAGAGGGGAAGAAAUGAAAGGCAUGCCCGUUUCCAUCACCCCCAUUCCCCAAUCCCUACCCCAAACAUCAUGAACUGUUGUCAGUCUUGGAAGGAGGGACUCGGGUCCUAAGCUGGUGUGGAUAGCAAAGAAGAGGGUGUGAACCCCUGAUUUGUCUCUCUCCUACUUGUUCCUUUUCCAGGAAGUUGUGGAAUUGUUGGAAGAAGAGUUUUCAGGAAGUUAGGGCUGGGCAGAUAGUUGAGUCCUAACCUAUGGGUACGUCAUUGGCUCCCAUACCAACCUUUUCUCUUAUCCGCAGUAUCCCUGUCUCUCCACUACUUUGCAGUUACUGUGGACUCUAGGCCACUGUGCAUAGGCCUCUCUGCUCUCCAUCAAAGAAAUUCCACCUUCCUCUUGUGCCCUCUCCCCCAACUUGCCCCCAAUAUUUAGGGCUUCUUGCAACAGAUGAUUCAUUUUCUUCUGGCUUGUGGUGCUUCUUGCCACAGACAGCACAGCCCUCGCCCUGCUGAACCCCAUCCCUGCUUCAUUUCUCAGUUCUGCAUGGGCUUUGCUCUUCCCACUCACAAAGGGAGGCCUCUCAGGGACCACCAAUGUGGGACCCUCCUGAGACACCUCCACUCUGAUUCAGAAACACACUUCUACCUCUUUACUGUUAACUCCUGCAAACGCAGCCAGUAGUUUUGGGGCACUUCUCUUAGCAGUGCCUCAUGCUGGCUUCUCCACUAGGGUUUCAGGACAAACUACCAAGGAACUGCCUCAGCCUUCUCCCAGUCCGCCUACUCCCCCUUCUAGAAAUCACUUUGCUUUAUCAUCCGGAACUGAGCAGGUCCAAGAUCCAGGCUUCUACUUCAGCCCAGCCAGUACUCUUUGAGGUGAAAGCCUUAAAAUGUAGCUCCCUGGCCCUUGAUUGGAAGCAAUGUGGCAUGAACAAGCAUGUUUUGAUUUAGGCAGGGUAGCUUGGGAUACCUUUAAAAAGAAACAAACCAGAUAUAAAUAUGUCUGGCAAGGUUAGAUUCAGACUAGGUGAUUUGCUUCUAAAAAUUAGUUUCAGUGAGUCCCAGGGACUAAGGUUUAUUUAAAAGCGUCCGCCUUGGUACGCAGCCACCUCCUGCAUGCUGUGCAUGUUACUGGGACUCGUAUUACAGGAAAUGGUAUGUGAGGGUCCAAGCAGGACUCCAUGCUGCCAUCCUCCUUAUUGCCUCUGGUCCGCAUCACUAGACCCAGCAGCUCUUCACCUGCUCCCUGCCACCUUCCCUGCACCUGUCAUUUAUAGAGGCAAGUGGGUCUCUGGCCACAGAGUACAAAGUCUCAGGCUUAGAGGAGUCCACUCUUCCCUGCCUCCCCUUUCCUGUCCCCCCUUGAAUUCUCUCACCCAUUAGUGAUGCUGGGAAACUCCUAGAACAGGCAGAGCAACUAUUUAAAGGCUUGUAACUGGGGCCUUGCCCCCCCCCCCCCUUUCCACCCCUCCUUCCCUCUUCCUUCAGUGCCCUCACCACACACAAGGAAUUUUCCUAUCACUGUGAACUUUGCUGGUACAGAGGAACAUCUGCCUUCACCUGUUUUUGGACCAUAGCCACCCAUCCACUUCUUAAACUUCCCUUCCCCAAAUUAAAAAGAAAAAAAAAAAGGAAAAGAAAAAAGCCUUAUUGGCCUGGUUGUUCAAAGGAUAAGAAUAGCUU